AACAUUUUGAGUGGCAUGGCCACAAUAUAUAGAAUAAAGUGAGGUGAUUUGAUUCUUCUUCAUGUAUCUGCACCACCCGCUCCGAAUCCUCACCGCCUUCGUCACCAUUCGCCACCAUCUCUUUCAACCAUGCUUCUUCCGUAAACUGCGAAGGUGGUGUUGGCAGUGGUGUGGAGGCUGCAGCUUCUUGCUCAGAUCCAAUCCAGUUUUCGGACACUUUUUCAAUACGAAAAAUGAACCUUGCUCUGCGGUUGCUGCCUUCUGAGCUCACUUGUCCAACAAGUGAAAACAUUCAAUAUGCAAAUGUGAACUUUCUUUUGUUCAAACCGUCGGUGAGAGUCUCUUGUUUUAUUAAGAAAGAUGAUGUGCAGCCAUCGAACUAUGAUAGAAAGAAUGUGACUAUAUCUUGCCAAUUGAUGCAUAGUCAGUUAGAAGAGUCAUUUAAAAGAAAAAAAAGGCUACAGGUGCCUUUGCCUUUACAGAAGCCAGAUUUUGUGAGAACAUUGUUGAUUGACAACUAUGACAGUUACACAUAUAAUAUAUAUCAGGAGUUAUCUGUUGUUAAUGGAGUCCCUCCUGUGGUAAUCCAAAAUGAUGAUUGGAUAUGGGAAGAACUUAGCCAUUACUUGUAUGAAGAAAAUGCAUUCGAUAACAUUGUAAUAUCGCCUGGACCUGGUUCUCCAGCAUGCCCACAAGAUAUAGGUGAGAACAUGGAUGUCUUUGUGGAGUUCCCAUUAGGCAUUUAUUUACUUCUCUAGAAGAUGCAACCGAAAAAUAAGUUGGCAUUGGGAUAUGUUCAUGGAGCUCACAUUGUCCAUGCGCCCGAACCAAUCCAUGGGCGUUUGAGUGAAGUUGAACAUGGCGGCUGCCAGCUUUUUCAUGGCAUACCAUCUGGCAGGAAUUCAGGUUUCAAGGUGGUUCGAUAUCAUUCAUUGGUUAUAGAUUCUAAAUCACUUCCUGAAGUGCUCAUUCCAAUAGCUUGGACGUCUUCCUCAAGCACACAUCCAUUUGUUGGGCCGAAGGAUCAUAACAUCUCCAAUGCUCUUGGAACACAAACAGAUAAAAAUGUCUUCGUUGAUUCUUUUUCACCUAAAGCAGAAAAUGGAACAACGAGAAGUUCAAGAGUUCUUAUGGGGAUCAAGCAUUGCACAAGACCGCACUAUGGCGUGCAGUUUCAUCCAGAGAGUGUUGCAACCUUCCAUGGAAGUCAAAUAUUCAAGAAUUUCAGAGAUAUUACAAAUGAGUAUUGGCUGAGAUACAGAUCAUCACAAAGCAGAGAAAAAUGUGUUCAUUCUUACGCACACAUGCAGGUUUCAAGUGCUAGUAGACAUUGUGGAGAUUCGUAUAGAAGUAUUAAUUCAGAGAACAGUAAAGUUGAUUGCCUAAAUAAGGUAGUUAAUGGUCAUCGACAUAUGGUAGAUGAUAAUGCUGAGAUGACUCGUUUAGAAAAGUUCAACGUUGCAAAUGUUCAUCAUGAAAGAACUGAUCGAAAAUGUUUGAAGUUGAAAUGGAGGAAAUACACUCACCUGGCUAGUCAAGUCGGUGGUGCGAAAGGUAUAUUUUGUGGGUUGUUUGGACGUGAACCUGAAAACACUUUCUGGUUGGAUAGUUCUUCCACAGAGAAGGGAAGAGCACGCUUCUCAUUCAUGGGAGGAAAAGGUGGACCACUUUGGAAGCAAUUGACUUUCAGAUUAUCUGAUCAAAGUGAUGGGUGUUCGAAAGGUGGUGGCUACUUGUCAAUGGAAAGUUGUCAAGGUUCCACUGAAACAAGAUUCUUGGAAGAAGGUUUCUUUGAUUUUUUGAACAAGGAGCUUCAAUCAUAUCACUAUGAUGAAAAAGAUUACGAAGAUCUCCCAUUUGACUUUCAUGGUGGAUAUGUUGGUUACAUUGGGUAUAACCUCAAAAGUGAAUGUGGUGUCGCAUCUAGUCGUCACAAAUCCAAAACUCCAGAUGCUUGUUUUUUCUUUGUCGACAACCUUGUAGCUGUUGACCACAAAAAUGACGAUGUUUAUAUAUUGGCUAUACAUGAAGAAAGCUCAAGCAUGACACAGUGGUUGGAUGAUGCUGAGGAGAAGCUUCUGAACUUAAAUGGCUCUGAGAUAAUGGGGUCAGAAAAGCAGUAUCUUCAUCCUCUAACUUGUUCCUCGCAAAAGGCCUGUUUUGCAGCUGAAAAAUCUAGAGAGCAGUUCAUUGAGGAUGUAAAGAAAUGCCUGGAAUACAUUAAAGAUGGAGAAAGCUAUGAGUUGUGCCUCACAACUCAGAUGAGGAAACCGAUCGAGAAUUUAGACUCUCUUGGACUCUAUCUUCAUUUGAGAGAAAGGAAUCCAGCACCUUAUGCUGCGUGGCUUAAUUUUCCGAAGGAAGACUUGUGUAUUUGCUGCUCUUCCCCUGAGAGGUUCUUGCAGUUGGAUAGAAAUAAUAUCCUAGAAGCUAAGCCCAUUAAGGGUACAAUAGCUCGUGGUGCUACCGCCGAGGAAGAUGAGCAACUCAAAUUGAAAUUGCAACUCAGUGAAAAGGAUCAAGCUGAAAAUCUGAUGAUUGUGGACCUUCUGAGGAAUGAUCUCGGUCGGGUCUGUGAUCCAGGAUCUGUACAUGUGCCACGUCUCAUGGAUGUGGAGUCGUAUGCAACUGUUCACACAAUGGUGAGCACGAUUCGUGGGAAGAAGAGGUCUGACUCCAGUGCAGUAGAUUGCGUAAGAGCUGCAUUCCCAGGUGGUUCGAUGACUGGUGCUCCAAAGUUGAGAUCGAUGGAACUUCUUGAUUCCAUUGAAAGUUGUUCUCGAGGUAUAUACUCCGGUUGUAUCGGAUUUUUUUCGUAUAACCAGACAUUUGAUCUUAAUAUUGUCAUAAGAACGGUGAUUAUACAUGAUGGUGAAGCUUCAAUAGGAGCUGGAGGUGCCAUUGUUUCUUUGUCGAACCCUGAAGACGAGUACAAAGAGAUGAUCCUGAAAACAAAAGCCCCAGCAAAGGCAGUGAUAGAUUUUGAAUAGUUUUGAAGAGUCACACAACAACUUCCCCCAACAAACUUAAAUCAAAGCAUUUAUGUCAUAUCAUCCCACUAAUUAUUUGAUCUUUACGUAGAAGGAAUAUUAAAGAGUAUUUUGGUAUAGGUACUAGAUUCAAUUGUUUUGGGGUUAGAAUUCAAUUGGUUUUCUUUUCAAUCUGAAGAGUGUCUUAUUAUUCUGUUGUAGCAAUGGCUGCAUUGUACUAUAGGUUUCUGUAUACUGUAAUUUCCCCAGUUUCUUGUAUACAUGAAUUAUUACCUUGCAGUUUGGUGACAAUUUUAUUCAUAUAUAUAAUAUACUCACC
Arachis duranensis is the source of this 3309-nucleotide messenger RNA. RefSeq names its product aminodeoxychorismate synthase, chloroplastic. The record is from RefSeq and is a predicted model, not a curated record. The transcript is spliced from 13 exons. NCBI's taxonomy places the organism in Eukaryota, Viridiplantae, Streptophyta, Magnoliopsida, Fabales, Fabaceae. Gene Ontology annotation, biological process: folic acid-containing compound biosynthetic process; L-tryptophan biosynthetic process.